UUUAUCUCAGAUGAUUACUCUUCAACGACGAAAACGUUCUUGUAUUUUCGAUAUUUUUCAUGUCGAAUAGCUUGCCAAAAUGGGGUCAAAGUCUUCAAUAAUGUUGCAAGAUGAAGAAAUUGAAGCCAUUCAGAAUGAAACUGGGUUUUCGCGGAACCAGAUAGUCCGCCUGUACAGCAGAUAUACUAGUUUGGACAAGGGCAGGAACGGAUUUUUAAGCCGAGAAGACUUCUUACGGAUUCCAGAGUUAGCAAUUAAUCCUUUGGGUGACAGGAUCGUGCAUGCUUUUUUCCAAGAAAACAAUGAUGAUGUUAAUUUCAAGCAAUUCAUGCGUGUCCUUGCAAGAUUCCGACCAAUCAAAUCAAGGGAUAAAGACAUUGUUAGUCCUCUGAAUAGUCGUGAAGAGAAAUUAAGGUUUGCCUUUAAGAUGUAUGAUCUAGAUGGUGAUAAUAAGAUUGCUAGAGAGGAAUUGCUCGCUGUGUUACAUAUGAUGGUUGGUGCUAAUAUAUCAGAAGAACAGCUUGGCAGCAUUGCUGAUAGGACGAUAGCAGAAGCAGAUGAAGACAACGAUAAUAUGAUCUCUUUCGAGGAAUUUACAAAGGCCAUGGAUAGGGUAGACGUUGAGCAAAAGAUGAGCAUUCGUUUCUUGAAUUAGUGAUGGUGGUAGCUUCCGUGGAUUGUGGUGAUAGCUUCCACGCAGGUUGAUGCCAGUGGUGUGCAGAGAGGACCUUCCGAUGAAACAUUGAUUACCGAGGAUUGAAAUGACCAAGAUAUAAUGUAGAUAGACAUGGAUGCAUCAUAUUUGAUAUACAUGGAUUGAAUAAAUAUGUGCAGGUUAUGGGCCAUAGUAGAAUCACCAGACGCCUUUGUUCAAGGCGUUUUGGAUUUUUAAUUAAGGAGUUUAUUGAUUCUUGUUUUGCCUCGGUUGUGGCAGCUAAUAGGUGUAUUCAUUCUGAUGGACAGGUGCAGUACGGAGAAGUUUUGAGUGACUUUUGAAGAGAGGUGCUAAGUGCACUUCAUGAGGGAUAUGACGCCAAUUACAUCGUGAUUAAAACUGUUACCAGUCCUCAAUUCGUAAUGUUACUUCAUUUUUUAACUAUAAAUUAGGCCAGUGUUGGAUGUGCUAGUAACCAUCAUAUUGGGUGAUAUGAAUAAAGGCUAGCAAAUGCUUUUACUUCAAUUUUGUACAGAAAGGCCAAGUGUAAAUGUACAUGGAGUUUUAGAUAAAAGCAUUUACCUUUCUUUAUUCAUAUCACCAAUUGUCUUGCUUGAACUUUGCAUUAGCCCAUGUGAACUGAAUGUUUUGUCAUCCUGAAAUCAUUCCUAUAUUUCUUCACUGGAAAGGGCCCGGCCCGUUUAGGAUGUGUAAAUAUGCUUUUAGAUACAUGCCUGCAUUGUAGAAAUGCCUUUGCCAUUUCUAUUCCUUUUCAAGCCAGUUGUGUUUCAGUGAAGGGUUGUGGACUUUUGAGCUCAUUGUUUAAAGAGUAAAAAAAAAUGCUGAGUUGUGUUGCUGGGUGGCACUGUAUCACUUGAGGCUCUGGUUUGGAUUAGAAAUUGCAGAAAUUUUGUGAAAAUCCUGUAAUUUCAAGUUUAGGCCCAGUUUACUCAAAAUCAGGAUGGUGAUGACCUAUUUUGGUUUUGGUUUCUGAAUAGCCCAGACAAAACAGUAGAACAUAUCAAAUACUCAAACCCCAACUAAGUUAUAUAGUCCUAUAGUUCGAGUGGACUUUUCUCACUUACCCUGUAUAAUGUACUGAAAGAUGCUAAACUACUGAUAGCUUGGGUGCAGUUGGGAUACCGAUUAUAACUUUCUUCACUUCGGGUCAAGGUUAGUGAUACUUCCAUAUGUGGUGUUAAUUUCAUAAAUAAAAUGGAUAUUCUAUUUA
This is a messenger RNA of Lineus longissimus, 1886 nucleotides long. RefSeq names its product calcineurin B homologous protein 1-like. The transcript has 7 exons. Gene Ontology annotation, cellular component: plasma membrane. Gene Ontology annotation, biological process: positive regulation of sodium:proton antiporter activity. The record is from RefSeq and is a predicted model, not a curated record. Lineage: Eukaryota; Metazoa; Nemertea; Pilidiophora; Heteronemertea; Lineidae. Gene Ontology annotation, molecular function: calcium ion binding. The coding region runs from base 80 to 655 and encodes 191 amino acids.